This is a messenger RNA of Ostreobium quekettii, 417 nucleotides long. The record is from the annotation of a GenBank genome assembly. Lineage: Eukaryota; Viridiplantae; Chlorophyta; Ulvophyceae; Bryopsidales; Ostreobiaceae.
AUGGAGCUGUCGCGGCUGCAUUCACCUCAUGUGGCUGCGGCUGAAAGAAAGUGGGAUUCCGCAACGCCGAAUUCCAGCUACUCUUCACCGGGGCAUAGAACGAUUGGUUGCAGCGCUUCUUGGCCCAGGCUUACAGCAAUCGAAUAUUUCAUGACCGAUGGCAUUGUUGCGGGAAAGAGGCUUAAGUACAAGCUAACACUUGUAGGUUUACCGCCAUUCGUUGGCCUGGGAAUGCGCUGUACCACAGGUGGUCGAUGCUGCGCUCCAUGCGAUGCCAUCAUUUUAGAUCUUGGCCUGACACUCAACAUGCAUUUGGAAGUGUGGACGUUUGAUUAUUGGAUCAAUAUCCAACAAGACCUGAAGUUUCUGGAACGAAACAUUGAUAAAUCCUUGUCAUGUUGGAAACCGCCGUCGUGA